AUGAUGAUUCGGGAAAAUUAUUUAACUCUUACGAAUCCAGCCAAUAGCAAUCCUUUUUCUUCCUCUUCGUCCAUUGUAUUGAUCUCUGUAAAUAGUAGCAACUCCAAUUCCGAAAAUCAAAAUUCAAUGACACCUCCGUCAUCUUCUUGUUUGAAAACAACUCAUCAACAGGAACCUUCAUUUGUGCCAUCCAUGAAUACAUCUUCCUCUUUGUCAUCCAAUAGUAAUGAAGAUAUCUCAGUUUCCUCAUCGGAGGAUCAAACCACUUUUCAUCCUAUUUCUUGCAACCGAUGUCGACGUUUGCAUAAAGGUUGUGAUAAAAAACUUCCUUCUUGUACAAAAUGUCUCACUCGGGGGGUUACUUGCGAGUACAGUAACCCUCAACGAAAGGGAAGAAAUUCAUGGAAACCUAAAAUCCACGGCUCAGAUGCAACAUUCAGCUCAAGUCACUUAGUGGAACCAGCCAUAGGACUCCCAUAUCCUGGAGCAAUUCAACACCCAACAACAGAGAAACAUCUCGAUAAGCGAAAAGUUCUUGAUAUUUAUUACACUCUAAAUUCUGAGCGCCUAAUUGAAAGGCAAGAUCUUGAGAGGUACCUUUCCAAUCGAACAAGUUCAAGGUCAACAAAAGAUUCUGAGGAGGAUCUUGAAAAUGCGUCUGAGUUCAUUGUUGACAAUAAGAAGGAGGUUUUUGCCAUGUUUUUGGCCAUGAAGGCUUACUAUGAACAACAAAUGGGUAUGGAAGGAGCUGAAGAAACCAUUAAAAAAGCUCAUGAAGCGCUCUCCAAGAUUUUUGACAAACAUUCGAAUUUUUACGUGGCAUGUGCUUAUGCAUUUAUGGCUGGAUAUGAAUCCGCAUGUGGACGAGUCAAAAACGCGAAAUUUUAUUUGCAUUUUCUUAAUUUUUACUUUGAUGAGAUGUCUGAAGAGGAGAAACAAAAUCUUACAAUUUAUCAUAAAAAUUUGAAAAAACACCAACAAUUCAUCACACUAGGAUGUAAAAACGAUUCAAGUAUCAUGACACUGAUACGAGAUUGGGUGGAAGUUUAUGAAACAUUUUUAGGACUUUCGUUUCCUACUGUUUGGAAAAGUCUUGUCACACAACAUUUAAACAUCAAUAACUAUAUGUUGAUCAUUAAGAUUAUUGAGACCAUGGAACAAAUAGGAAGAAUUCAUUUAAGCAAAACACGUGAUGAAACGCUGCUCAAAAUAUUUGAUGAUGCUGCCACUUUUGUUGUCAAUGGAAUUAAAAUUGGAAUUUUGAGUGCUGUUGGAUGCGGAAGAGAUAUGAUCGAGGAAAGCGCAAUCACGAUUACCAAGGCAACACAAUCAAAUUUCUUUCAUUUGCUACCUCCUUUUAUUGUGCCUCAUCUUGUUGCGGCAACUAAAGUUCACAUGCACAUUGUUAAGUCCAUCGAACGUGGUGAAAGAAAACAUUUUGAUGCGGUGAAUUCUCCAAAUAACGUCAAUUCCACAUUAGAAUCAGUUGAUUAUUAUGAUGUUUUGUCAAAGGAUUUGAGAGGAUUAAGAAUGUUAGGGAAAAGAUUUAAGAAGGUUCUACUCCAAAACAAGAAACUAUUGGACGAAGUGGAGGAAAUUCUUCAAAGAAAACAGUUAUUUUCCACGCUAACAUUACCUACUCAUGUUCUUACUGGCACAUCCGCUCAAUUAUUACAACACAAUCAUCACAAUCAUCAGCCACAAAUGCUGGCGUCCAAUACAUCCAUCGAACCUCCCACUCCUGUAAAUUACAGCAACAUUGACAACAACGAUUCUCCACCCAAUAUGGACUUCUCUGCUUUAGGAAAUAUGAAUUCAGCAAAAGAUUUUUUCAAAUUUAUUUCUAACCAAGCUCAGCAACUUAAUUUUCAUUUCACUCCUCAGCAUCAACAGAUUCAAAACGAAACCACAACGACAAAUUAUCAAGAUUUGUUGAAUGGAAUUUUUCAAUCAUCUUCCACCACACCAAAUCUAUUCAACAACAUUCCUGAAAAUCAAACAACGGACUUAUUUGAACCAUUCCUUGAUUUGGAAGACAUUCAACAGUUAUAUAGCACUAACUACCAUGAUACCGAUAGUUUAACUGAUUAUUCAUCCUAUUUGAAUAACAACUAG
Molecule: messenger RNA, 2115 nt
Organism: Naegleria fowleri
Lineage: Eukaryota; Heterolobosea; Eutetramitea; Acrasida; Naegleriidae
Exons: 1
Coding region: 1-2115 (704 amino acids)
Biological process (GO): regulation of DNA-templated transcription
Molecular function (GO): zinc ion binding; DNA-binding transcription factor activity, RNA polymerase II-specific
Source: RefSeq, a predicted model, not a curated record